Messenger RNA from Rhagoletis pomonella (apple maggot), 430 nucleotides. RefSeq lists its product as uncharacterized. The record is from RefSeq and is a predicted model, not a curated record. The transcript has a single exon. The annotation marks the transcript as partial. Lineage: Eukaryota; Metazoa; Arthropoda; Insecta; Diptera; Tephritidae.
AGCUUUGCUAGAUUCUGCGUCACAACUCAACUUCGUAACUAAUCGACUUGUUAGUCAGCUUCAGUUAAAGAAGGUUAACUCGUCACAGUUCAUUUCUGGCAUAGGCCAAAAUGAUUUCGCCACCAAUCAUAUCGUUGAUUUAAGGCUCCAUUCGCGUGUUACUGAUUAUACGGCUAACUUGACAGCAGUCGUCACAUCCACCAUUACCGAUAUUCAACCAAGUCGCUCGUUCAAAUGCGUUGAUUGGAACAUACCUUCGAAUAUACGCUUAGCGGAUCCAUUAUUCUUUGAACCUCAACGCAUUGACAUGCUCAUUGGAGCUAGCUUAUUUUUCGACUUACUUUGCGUUGGUCAAAUACGCUUGGAUGAAAGUAUGCCAAUUUUGCAAAAAACCAAAUUGGGUUGGAUAGUAUCGGGCGCAACUGCGUAG